Messenger RNA from Talaromyces marneffei, 1635 nucleotides. RefSeq lists its product as uncharacterized. The transcript is spliced from 5 exons. Gene Ontology annotation, biological process: DNA strand elongation involved in DNA replication; DNA replication. Gene Ontology annotation, molecular function: DNA binding. Lineage: Eukaryota; Fungi; Ascomycota; Eurotiomycetes; Eurotiales; Trichocomaceae. Bases 1 to 1635 code for a protein of 544 amino acids. Gene Ontology annotation, cellular component: delta DNA polymerase complex. The record is from RefSeq and is a predicted model, not a curated record.
AUGAGCUUCACAACUCCAAGUGACAGGUUUCUCCAGCCGCCGAGCGGCGAAGAAUAUCAACCUGAAUACCGCGCUCCCUCUGCUUAUACACCGCUCCACGCCUUCCAAUUGCCCAAAGCGGAUUCGCGGCAAUACCAACAACAAUAUAGCGAUUUGUAUUUCUUGCGGUUGGCCAAGCUGAAGCCGGCGGCAGAGAAAGUUGGACGAGAGGCAUGGGAUGGAUUUACAAUUGCCGGAGAAAAGGCACGGAAAGUGGACAGAGUGCUGGAUGUGCGACAAGGAGCUUUGUGUUGGGUGACUGGUACAGUCUACAUGAACUUGCCGUUGAAACCUAACAUUCUCGACGAUGUAGCAAAAGACAACUACGCCGCUGCACCUCCACCCCGAAAAACCUAUCUCGAUCCCUCGAAUCCAGACCAGACGCAAGUGAUGCUAGAAGAUGAAUCAGGUCGUCUCAGAAUGACAGGCAGUAUGCUUCGAACGACGCAUCUGGUGACUGGUGUCAUCAUUGCAGUUUUGGGCACUGAAAACUCGAAUGGCGAUUUCGAAGUUAUUGAUAUCAAGGUCCCUGAUUUCCCACCACAGCCGUCGAGGUGGGAAAAGGCACCAACAGACAAGACAGAGAGCAAGAUAAAACGCAUCGACAAUAACAGCGGCAAAUCUUCGAAAAUAGCGUUCGUUAGCGGACUAGGCAUAACCGGGUCAUCGAGCGAUACCUUGACGUUAGAGCUAUUGACAGACUAUCUGCUUGGGUAUACAGAAACUGGCGAAGAAGACAACUCGCCAGCAAAUAUAUCUCGAUUAAUCAUUGCAGGUAACUCCUUGGGCAAUGUGGAAACGAUGGAUGCAGCAGCAGCCAUGAAUGGAGAUGCAGCUGCGAAGAAGAGAGCUCCAAAGAAAUACGGUUAUGACGCUUCCUCCUACAAUGCGUCACCCGUUACUCAACUUGACAACUUUCUUUCAGAACUACUUCCAAGUAUACCCGUAACGAUAAUGCCAGGAGAAACCGAUCCUGCGAAUUUCUCCUUACCACAGCAAGGGAUCCAUCGAGCAAUGCUGCCUCGGGCUAAAACAUACUGCUCUGACGGCCUACCUGGAGAUACAAGUGUAGAACCCGGCUGGUUUGACAACGUCACGAAUCCGUGGGAAGGGUACGUUGAUGGAUGGCGGCUAUGGGGAUGCAGUGGGCAGAACGUGGAUGAUGUCCUUCGGUAUCUAGAUUUCGCGGAUGAAAAUGGCAACACGGACGGCGAUAGUGCUAGGGAGACUAGUGUCCAGGUUAUGGAAGCUAUGCUUCGAUGGAGAUGUGCAGUACCUACAGCUCCUGACACGUUAUGGUGCUAUCCGUUCCAAACACAUGAUCCAUUCAUCCUCCAGGCCUGUCCACACCUCUUCUUCAUAGGAAACCAGCCCCAUUUCAAGACCGUCGUUGUGGAAAGCGAACCACCAUUCCGAUUAGAUGGACCGGAUACAGAGAUGAGCAAUUCAGCGGAUGAACCGCUAGCCACGCGUGUGCGCUUGGUUUCGAUCCCCAAGUUCCACGAAACGGGGGAGUUGAUUCUUGUGGAUUCGGAGACGUUGGAGGUAGAAGUAGUGAAGUUUCAGGUAUUUUCGGGGAAACAGGAAUCAAAAUAG